AAGAAGACGAGGACGAAGUCAAUAGAGAGAGAAACAAUGGCGGAGGAGACGAUGGAGAAGGAAGAGAGGGUGAAGCUGUUCGUCGGACAAGUUCCCAAGCAUAUGACGGAGGCUCAGCUCCUCACAUUGUUUCGUGAAUUCUCCACCGUCGAUGAAGUCAACAUCAUUAAGGAGAAGACAACACAAGCUUCCCGAGGAUGUUGUUUCCUGACAUGUCCUUCAAGGGAAGAAGCAGACAAGGUGGUCAAUGUUUUUCAUAACAAGAGGACAUUGCCUGGGGCUUCUAGCCCGUUACAAGUAAAAUAUGCAGAUGGCGAGUUGGAAAGACUAGAGCACAAACUCUUUGUCGGUAUGCUUCCAAAGACUGUAUCUGAAGCUGAGGUCCUAUCCUUAUUCUCCGAAUACGGGACCAUUAAGGAUCUACAGAUUCUAAGAGGGUCUCUACAGACUAGCAAGGGAUGUCUGUUUCUAAAGUAUGAGUCUAAACAACAAGCGGUCGCAGCUAUGGAAGCCCUCAACGGAAGACAUAUAAUGGAGGGUACGAAUGUUCCUUUGAUUGUCAAAUGGGCAGACACAGAAAGGGAAAGACAAGCCCGAAGACUUCAAAAAGUUCAAUCUCAUAUCUCCAGUCCGCAAAACCCCUCCAUGUUUGGAGCAUUACCUAUGAGUUAUGUUCCUCCUUACAAUGGAUACGGCUAUCAUGUACCUGGAACUUAUGGGUACAUGCUACCACCUAUCCAGACUCAACAUGCAUUUCACAAUGUAAUUUCACAGAACCAAGGUAAUGGAAGCGCAUUGCAAGGAACCGCUUUGACGGAGUCUGUCCCACCACGUUUAGCCGCCCGUAGAAACUUCCCAGCGGCUCCUGGAAAUUAUGGUUACCAUGGUCUUCAAUAUCCUAUGGCAUUUCCUAGAGGAGUGAUACCUCCUCGCCUUCCUCUAACCACAGUUUCACCUGGAAUAUCUAACAACGGCGCAUUGAUACCUCCCUCGAUACAAACGGAAGGACCAGCAGGUGCGAAUCUGUUUAUUUAUAACAUACCUCGGGAAUUCGGGGAUCAAGAACUUGCGGUUGCAUUUCAACCUUUCGGUAAGGUUCUAAGCGCCAAGGUGUUUGUAGACAAGGUCACUGGUAUAAGCAAAUGUUUUGGGUUCGUUAGUUAUGAAUCACAAGACGCUGCUCAGAAGGCUAUUAACACAAUGAACGGUCGCCAGUUAAGCGGUAAGAAAUUGAAAGUCCAGCUGAAGAGAGACAACGGACAACAGCAACAACAGAGUAACAAACCGUUAUUAAACGGUUUAUUAAACUCAUAAAAACGACUGACCCCUCUUCAGCAGCAUUAAGAGUUUGCGGGCAAAACCCGGUUAAGACAUUAAAGAUGGGAUAUUGAUGGGGAUGGUGUGGUGGAACUCUUAAGUACAAACAUUUGUCGGCCGUUAUUGACACAUUUGACAAAUCCAAGCAAGUCUCAUAUAUAUGGUUCAGAAAACUCUCCAUCAGGUCUUAGAAAAGCUGUAAUCUUUUCUGCAAAAGAAUUCUCUUCCACAUACCCACUUUUAUUUUUUCCUCUCUCUAAAAUUCGCUUCAUUGCAAUUUGUAAUUUAUUGUGUCAUUGAAAAUUUCAUGUAUAAAUGUUAUCAUUAUUAACCA
Molecule: messenger RNA, 1651 nt
Organism: Capsella rubella
Lineage: Eukaryota; Viridiplantae; Streptophyta; Magnoliopsida; Brassicales; Brassicaceae
Product: RNA-binding protein BRN2
Exons: 9
Coding region: 37-1314 (425 amino acids)
Cellular component (GO): ribonucleoprotein complex; nucleus; cytosol
Molecular function (GO): poly(A) binding; mRNA 3'-UTR binding; poly(U) RNA binding
Source: RefSeq, a predicted model, not a curated record